AUGGAAAAUAAAGGCCUAUGGAUUCAGAAAGAGGGUCACAGAAGAAAAGAUUUAUUGAAUGAUAGGGAAAUGUCAGAGGAAGACUCUUCAAAAUCACAGUUAAAGAAGUUGAUUAAAAGAUCAAACUCUCAACGGGCAGUAGUUGUAAAUGCUAUCCAAUCACAAAUAAGCAAAGUUUUCUUCAAAGAUUUAUUCUUUCAGCGUGUCCAUGGACUGGACAAUAGGAUUCCAAAGCAUGUGGUGAGUGUGGACGAGAAAUAUGUUCGUCGCUGCCUGGAAUUUAUACACAACACUGCAUUAAGAGCUGCAAACAUGGAGACUUUAUCAGAAAGCUUGAAUACAGGUAAAUUUUUUGGUGGAAAUGCAUAUGGUUCAGGACAUUUUGUCUUUGAAUGCCCUCUGGCCACUGAGACAAGGAGAGUAGUUAUAAGUGCUAAUGCUGGAGAUCAGUGGACUUUAGGUACAAUAAUGGGGACCAAGAGUAUGAUAAAUAUAUUGAAUAGUACACUUCUUAAGCAGUUCGGUGCUUCACAUAGAAGUGACAAUUUGAACAGGAUGAACUUUUCUGAUCCUGAAGGAUUGAUAUGCUAUGAUUUUAUGGACUCUCCUACUGAUUUCCCUGUCACUUCGUCGUAUAAAUUAGAAAAGGACAAUCAGUUAGUACAACAAAGUCGUAAGUAUGUCUCCAUUCCUGUUCAUAAAAGGCUUGUUUCCACUUCUUGCACCACCUCUACUUGUUCUGAUUGGUUGUCUUCAGUUUCUUCUACUCUAUCUCAGGGAAUGAUCCAGUGUACUUGGAAGCAAGGGAUUCCACAUUUUGUUUUUUCUGCAGAUGAUCAGAAGGAGGUCUAUGUAGCAAAAUUGAGGAAGGUAGACUCCAUGGAUAAUAAGGCUUUGGACAAUGAGUAUGAUUUUCAUUUGAACAAGGGUGCCCAAAAGGGUCGCGAGAUCCCUGACAGCGAUUUGCCAUUUGUUGGGAAGAUGCAUGUAUCAACAAGUUUCACCCUUUGUCCGAACAAUUGUAGAAUAAGGGAGACAGAGUUUACAUUAUUCCUUAACGUUGGAGUUAUGGACAGAGAAAUGUCCCCAUCAGAGCAUUCUCACAGGAAGAACAAGGGGCUGUCAAAGAAGGUGUCACAAGUUUUUAGAACUAGCCCAUCAUCAAAACGCAGAACACUCUCAAAGUUUGGUGGAUCGGGUUCCACAGCAGAGAGUUGUCCGCAGGGGCCGAAUGCUGUUGGUGGGACCAAUUUAUUAGAUGCUGACACUCCUCCAAAUUGUGAGAUGGCUGCCAUUGUUGUGAAAAGCCAUCUUCCUUGUAAACAACCAGAGAAAGUAGGAGGGGGGUGGGGUUUAAAAUUUCUUAACAAAUCUGGUGGAAAUCAAUUCACAGUGCCUUCUGAAAGUUGUAAUCAAAAUAAUGGGGACUGUUCAACUAGCAUGAGCAUUUUAAUUCCAGCAGGCUUUCAUGGUGGGCCAAGAACCAGAAAUGGUGGGCCAUCCAGUCUGAUAGAUAGAUGGAGAUCUGGUGGCCAGUGUGACUGUGGUGGUUGGGAUGAGGGGUGCCCUCUUACAGUACUUGAAAGAAGAUCUAACAAAGCUGAUGUUAUGUCUAAAAUAGAUACACAAUACGAGUGCAAAUCAGUUGAUCUGGUUACUCAGGGUUCAAGGGAUUUCGGCCCCACCUUGAGGAUGGUAAAUGUUCAUGAUGGUCUGUAUUAUAUUCAUUUUCAUCCACCUCUGUCUGCACUACAGUCUUUCUCCAUUGCUGUGGCAAUAAUUCAUGCACAAAGUCCUACUCUUCAGCUCAGUGGUGUUCAGGAGCUGUCAUAA
Messenger RNA from Sphenostylis stenocarpa, 1833 nucleotides. The record is from the annotation of a GenBank genome assembly. Lineage: Eukaryota; Viridiplantae; Streptophyta; Magnoliopsida; Fabales; Fabaceae.